This is a messenger RNA of Diaporthe citri, 717 nucleotides long. RefSeq lists its product as uncharacterized. Gene Ontology annotation, cellular component: cytoplasm. The record is from RefSeq and is a predicted model, not a curated record. Bases 1 to 717 code for a protein of 238 amino acids. Lineage: Eukaryota; Fungi; Ascomycota; Sordariomycetes; Diaporthales; Diaporthaceae. The transcript has 2 exons. Gene Ontology annotation, molecular function: gluconokinase activity.
AUGCUCUCCUACGAUUCUCCUAUAUCCGUCAACGGGCCAUCCCCAGUCUCGCCAACCAACAUGUCCCCAAACCGUCCGGUCAUAUCAUCCUCAAAGCCUGUGCGGCACCCCAAACAAGCGGACAUAGUCAAGCCCACCAGCACCAUGGCCACAAACACUCGCGAUCAGACCAAACAUCACCACAUAUGGCUCGUCACGGGCCCUGCAGGCUGUGGGAAGAGCACUGUCGCGAAGCACAUUGCGGAUUCCCUGGGCAUGUCCUACAUAGAAGGCGAUGAUUUCCACCCACCAGCAAAUAUCGAGAAGAUGAGCAAUGGCAUCCCACUUACCGACGCCGACCGUUGGGACUGGCUCACGCGCCUGCGGGAUGAGGCCCUGACGGAGAUUCAGAUGGGCAGCAGUGGUGUCGUCGUCACCUGUUCAGCACUCAAGCGGAAAUACCGAGACGUCAUUCGCGUGGCCCCAUACUUCUACCCCGGCGCCCAGCUCCACUUCAUCUACCUGCAUGCACCCGAGGAAGUGCUCCUGCAGAGGGUAGCAGCCCGCAAGGGUCACUACAUGGGCGCCACGAUGGUCCGCAGCCAGUUUCAGAUUCUGGAGCCGCCAACAAAGGAGGAGAAGGAUGUCAUCAGCGUCGACGUCAGCCGGUCGAUGGAGGAGGUCAUGCGCGAUGCUCUUGACCAGGCCGUGAGGAAGUUGGCCGAGGAUGCAGCAUGA